AACUGUCAGCAGCAGAAGAAGCCUCCUCCAUCAGAAAGCCAAAGGAAAAAUGCGAGCCUUCUCUAUGUCGCCCACUUGCCUUGACCAGAGCUGUUCCAUAAAAUUCUUGGCAACACAAACUAAGAAGAGAAAUGUGUAUGAAGGAGACAACCUAUUUGGCGAAAAGAAGAAUAAAUACUCAUAUGAGGUGAAGUUGCUGAAGAAUUUAGCUCCACCUCUAAUGACCGCCCUUAUAGCUUUCUCUCCCAUUGUCAAUCCCCCAGUCUCAGUUGGACAAACAAUAGAAGUACAAAAGGGAGCUGCUUUGUUUAGUAAAGCUUGCAUUGGGUGUCAUUAUGCAGGUGGAAAUAUAAUCCAGCCUGGUGCUACACUCUUCUUGAAGGAUCUAGAAAGAAAUGGAGCUGACACGGAAGAGGAGAUCUAUCGCAUCACUUACUAUGGCAAAGGGAGAAUGCCAGGGUUUGGUCAGAAUUGCACACCGAGGGGUCAAUGCACGUUUGGUCCUCGAUUGCAAGAUGAUGAAAUUAAACUUUUAGCUGAGUUUGUGAAGUCUCAAGCCGAUCAAGGUUGGCCUAAAUUAGAAAAUAGUGGAGAUUGAAAAUAAUUCCUACAUCGUUAAGUCUAAUUCAAUAAAUAGAAGAAAUUAGCACAAUUGUAUAGGUAUGUGUAGACUUCACCCUCCCCAGACCCCACUAGUGGGAUCACACAAGGUAGGAGUACGGUCUGAUACACCUCACCAUUCCCAGACCCUACUAGUGGGAUCAUGCUUCUCAUUCCUUGUCUUUUCAUCUCCCCUUCCCAUUCGACGUUCCUGCUCACACAUCCCUACCACUAAAGGGGAUGCAGAUAGUCAGUCAUCUCAAGCAGACCAAUCCCAAAGUUUCUGUUGGAGUCUAAACCAUGCAUGUUUAUUUUCCUUUUUUGAGGUACCUGUUGAUGGCAUGAAGGGUAACCUCAUUUGCCUGUGUAAAGUUGACUAUGUUUCUUUCCAUCCCUAGCUGUAUAGUUUUAGUUGCCACGUGCUGGACCUGCUAAAGCACAUGCCCAUAUGCAUGUGUGUUAUUCUGAACUGGAUAAAAAAACUAGAGUUUGACUAUAUUCCUGUUCCCCAGGCAAAAAGUGUAACAGAAAAUCUACAUUUUGUACUUAAAAUAUCCAAACCUUGUGCUGGAUUUUGAACUUCUUGCUAAUUAGUUGAUUUAAAGUGUCCAGAGGGUUCUACUAA
Molecule: messenger RNA, 1225 nt
Organism: Nicotiana attenuata
Lineage: Eukaryota; Viridiplantae; Streptophyta; Magnoliopsida; Solanales; Solanaceae
Product: cytochrome c6, chloroplastic
Exons: 6
Coding region: 50-598 (182 amino acids)
Molecular function (GO): electron transfer activity; heme binding; iron ion binding
Source: RefSeq, a predicted model, not a curated record